Messenger RNA from Rotaria sp. Silwood2, 276 nucleotides. The record is from the annotation of a GenBank genome assembly. Lineage: Eukaryota; Metazoa; Rotifera; Eurotatoria; Philodinida; Philodinidae.
AUGUAUAGUUCAAAUAUCAAUACUCCUUUCGGUUAUUCUCAAAUUAGUCCAAUUAUUCCCUCACCAAUUUCUCAAAUCUCAAAACAAACCUCUUCCGGUGGUAAAACAUUACUGAUAGUCGUUAGUGUUCUUGCCGCUACCGUUCUGAUUGGUAUGGCAUUGGGAUUAGGUCUUGGUAUUGGUGCAGCUGGUCUUAUCAAUAACGGAAAUUUAACUAAUACUUACAAUACAAGUACUAUUAUAAAUCCAACUAAUGCUACAAAUUCAACAGGUUGA